GAAAAAAAAAAAAAAUGGAGGCCUGAUUUCAAACAGGCUUAAAUCGUUUUUAUCAGAUUUGGGACGUGUAACAUUUCUUGGGAUUGCAUGGUGUUCAUGGAAGCUGUCCAUUUCACUGUUUUCUGAUGGCAAGGUUACACUUCCAUUACAGCCUGAACAGCAUAAAGCUGGUACAAGUAAUAGAAACACGUGCCUGAGACAGUUCUUUCUUAGUAUUUGUUGUACCAUGCAGCAGCAAGAAUUUGCACUAGAGGCAGACUCAGUUAUAUGCACUCAGUAAUUUUUAUACUCAUGGACCAGAGACCCAAUAGCAUCUUUUCAAAGAAGAGAAAGAUGGUACAUCUUAAAAUAGAAGGAGGUUUAUUUUUAUGGUCUUUUUCAUGGCGUUCUGCCUCUCUGAUUCCGAAUUCGUGGUUCAAUAGUAUGCUGAAAGAUAGAAUUCAUUACAAAACAAUCUUUAAGAAGUGUAUUUGAUAGCUUACACGGCAACACAGAUCUAGCUUCAACAACAACAACAAAGCUGAAGCCGAUACAAGAUGUGGAAAAAAUUGACUUGUGUAUGAAUUCACGGCCUUUCACGGUACUAAAAAAGACUUUUAAAGUUAAAUUAGGUUCAUAACUUUUACAGGCAGAGAGCCAUUAGCGAUGCUACAAUGAACUGAAAGAAUAAACAGGGAUAAUGGCCUUGUGUUAAAAGUAGGUUGGAAAUAGUCUUGAUAUUUCUCAGCUCUUCUUUGAGAUAGUUAAGAAACACGAAUAAGCUUUUCACAGGUCUUGAAGAGAUGAAUCAUUUAUAACAGUGGCACAAUCUAGAUAGGUUUUUCUCUUAUUUCUCCUCAUAAUUAUGCCUCCUGAGUUCAGAAUCUGAUGGAUGCUGCCCUCACUUAUAAUACAACAUGAGGCAGAAAAUUAUGCCAGUUUUCAAGACAAGUUUGCGUUACAAAGAGAUAUUUUCAUCAAAGCAAUUUCAGGUGUAAUCACUUCAAAUCUAGAUUUAACAAUCCUGAGGGAUUCAGGGAAAAUAUAGUUCUACUAACUAGUUUCAUCACCAAAUCCUUAUAAGACCAUUUUUAUUAUAUUAAGUUUUCUCUAAGCCCUUCUUGUCCUCUGCUGAAAGCCACAUGUUUAAUUUAGCUGGUUUGGUGAGGCUAAAAUGUUCUUUGCCUUGCUGGAAUUUUUUAUCUAUUUAUUCUUUUUAAGAGCCUUUGUGGCCUAUUUGAGUAAUUACAAUUAUCUAUAAAUCAUCACCGUUGAAAGCCAAACAAAAAAGCCCCAUCUGAAGCUGGGAAUUCAGUUUUACAUAAUAGAGAUUUUUUGAAAGUACACAUUUGCCAUCCCACUCAGGGUUCCUGGUAACAGUCACAAAGGGGUGGAUGCUCCUUUUGCUUCCACAGGUGUAAACCUGAAGCAACUCUGUAAGCAUUGAUAGGGCUACCAUGAAGGAAUGGUAAUGCCACCAUAGGGAGAUGCAGACCUCGAAAACAAAACUUUGCUGCUCAGAUGUGGUUUGCAACAUCCUGGGCCCAAACAAGAUGUAAGUGGAAGGAUUUUCCCUUUUUUUCUUUAAAAAAAAUUACUUUUACAAUGUUUUAUAAUCACACUAUAUUUUAUCAGAAAGUCCCCAAGUAAUGGGUUAGUCAUAUAUUAUCAAUAUAUUUUAAUACUCAGUCAAACCUUAGAGAAGAGUAGAGAUUUACCAGCCAACACUCCUGAACUUGUAUUGACUAAACAGCCAGUUAUUUUUUAAUAGCUGUCAGGUGUGCUUUUCGCCUCCAUCUUUUGGCUCCAAUUUUGUUAUUUCAGACAGUAAUGUUGGCAGCAUAACAUUCAUGAAACUACUGCUGCUUUAAAUAAAUCUAUAACACGCUGCUGUUUCUAUAUGAGCACUGAAAGAAGCCUACUCCAUCUGAUACAAGAAUCCUGGCAUUCCGAAACCUUAUUUAUGCGGUGGUGAGAGAGGUCAUUUAAUUCCUCAAGGCACAGCCAUCUAUAAAUUAUAGCAGCACACUGUGAGUAAUGAGUUAUGCUAAGAAAGGUGUUUAGAAGAAAACUGUGCAAUUUUGCUCAGCACAGCAAUCUCAAAGUUCAUACAGUGAGGAGCAAUUGUCACCAUACAUAAACCAUCAUAUAGCCAUUAAGGUUGGAAAGACCUCUAAGAUCAUCUAGUCCAACUGCUGACCCAUCUCCACCAUGCCCAAUAACCAUGUCUCUCACUGCCACAUGAACAGGUUUCUUGAAAACCUCCAGAGAUGGCAACAAACCUCGACAGUCAUUGUAAGAAGUGUUUUACUUAAACAUUUAGUUAAGCAGAGUGGGCAUCUCAUAGGAGACGGCAACACAACAAGAAUAAACCCAGCAAAAAGACUGUAAAUGAGUGCCUUGAUAUAUAACUGAGCUCAUUUUCACUCUUGAGAAGAAAAGCAGUGAAUUUUCCCAGUGCUUAAGUGUGAAGCCCAUCCCAGCCAUUGGACUUGACGCAGCAAUAGAAAUAGGAAGAACUACCUUUUUGUAGGUUACACCUCCUCUUAAAAUUGGCUUCUGAAACUUCAGGCAGAGAGUGAGGAGCAUCUCCUCAGAAACAGAGCUCCAGGUGGGCUUGGAAUGAGCAGUGACAAGCAGAGAUCUACUUCUAAGGAGCUGCCUCACUACUCCCGAUGGAAUGCUUACCUUCAGCUCUGCUCCUCCCUCCUCCUCUCAACAGGCUGUGAAGCACAGCUGUUCUCUGUACUACUACUACUUCAGCCCCAGCCCAUUGGUGUUAAAUUGAGCAGAAGGUGGUAUUUGGAGGCCUUUCAAGACAUCACCAGACACCCUUUCACCUGGCAAAGUUAAUUCCCUGCCAAUCCUUCUCACCAGUGUGCAUGAGAGGCUCUACCUUGCAGCCCCUGCCUGCCUUUUGACAUGGGCUGGGCAGCUCCAGUUCUGGAGUUAAUAGAGAAAAUUCACUCAGGCUCCUGUACCGUACCAGCAGCACAUAGACAACCCUGUCCAGUCAAUGGGCACAGGCAUCCCAAGUGCUCAUCCCUUAUGUUGAGAAGAGAGCUCACUGCAGGGGGCCAAUAUUAAUUACUGACCUGGGCAGCAUCAGUUCCCCCACCUGUCACAAGAGUGGAUGUCUGUGUCAGAAAGGUGCUUCCAUCCACUCCCAGUACUCCAACCUGGCAGCUCUCCUCAUUUUGGGGAUAAGUGUCACUGCCCUGGGAUGCAGUCAGGGAGGAUGCUCUCCCUGCAUGCUCAGGCUCCCACAGAUGAUUCCUGCAUGCAUUCAGAAGUAAUUAGAGAUGUGGAAAAGGGUGAAAUGAAAGGGUGUUUUUCUGUUUGAGAUGAGUAGAAAGGACAGAUUUGGGAGAAAUUUAGACUCAGGAAGCUCUGAGAAAAGUAUGAUGAUGCACAAGUUGUUAAGGGAAAUUUGCUAAAGAUGGUGACAUGUUCCAGAAUUAAAAUACUCUCCCAAAUCAUUUCCCAGAGCUACCUGACCUGCACCAAAUCAAUGGCUGAACUCUGCUUCUCACUGAGUGUGCUGCUCACAGGAUUCACUGUGAAGUGGGAAGAAAUCUGAGGCCACUUAAAGGCAUAAACCUGCUCCAAAACACAGGAAAUAAGACAUUUCUUAUCAGCUAGGGUGUUUUUCUAGCAGGAAUUUGUGCCUAUAAGUAGUUUUCUGCCCUAUAGGAAGAUGCACAGAGAAGGAGCAGCUCACAGCUGGCAGGGAUCGAGUUAUCCCAUCUGAGGGCACACUUAAACUCUGUCUCUUUAAAGAGGAAGCUGAAAAAAAGUAUUAUUUGAUUUUUAUUUUUUUUAACAGAUCUGAUGAGUUUAUGGAAAGCUACUGCCUAACCUGUCAUGGCCAUCAGCAUAGGGCUGUCAGUGCUGCUUUUAUCUCUUUGCUUUAAAAAAGCAGCAUUUGUAGAUGGAGAAGGGAAAGAGGAGAAAGAAGAAGUUGAUUACUGAACUGAAGAAAAAUGAGUGUUUAGCUGAAGGCAAAAAAAAAACCCUUGCAGUGACUAUCAUAAUAAUGAUGUGACAAACUGUCAACCUAUAGCUCAGCAGCCAAUGAACGCAUGGGCUGGUUGAGCACCUCACAAGGUAAAGGCAGCACAAGCAGUGGCGCGACAGACAGACAGGAAUGAAAUGUAGCUCGUGAUGGGUGUCUGUACAUUCAGAGUUGGGUAAGCUCUGCUCAUCUCCAGAGGUGCUGUACGUAGAGCUAGAACGAGCAGGCAGUCUAAUAAUAUCUCAGCACAUCUUUACGGAGUUAUUUUCAAUUCAGAUUUUUUAUCAAUAAAACAUACCUCUCUUCUACAAUGUGAGAAUACACUGGAUGUGCAGGGAAUGGGGCUGGGUCUACCCACUGCCCAGGGGUUUCUGGGAGAUGCCCCCCACCAGCACCGCUGUGCAUGCAGCGGGGUGACCCCAUUGAAACAUUUUGGGUAAAAAGCAGAAAAGCACAAACAGCACACCAGCUGUAAAUACAGCAUCUGCAAUGCAGGUGUGUUGGAUUUGCUUACCGAGUUCUUCACAGUUUUUUAAAAAUAUUUUUUAUCAUUUUUAUUAUUUUGUAUUUAAUAUUUUUUUAUGAUCACCUCAAGGAGAACACACAUUUCUCUACUUUGGAGACAAAUUGGUUAACAACACCAUAUCUAAGGGAUUUUACCCUUAAGGCAUCUCUGAGACUCACGUCACUUUUCCUCCAGCUUGGAGAAGAGCCAUAGCAUUGAGGAAACAAAUGGGGAUUUUUUAAACAGAGAAGGAAAUACGCCAGAGCCCCUGACCAUAGGAUCACAGAAUCAUAGAAUCAUUAGAGUUGGAAGGAAUCCUUAAAGAUGAUCUGCUCCUACUCCUCUGCAAUGAACAGGGGCACCCACAGCUCCAUGACCUUGAGUGUCUUCAGGGAUGGGACAUCCACCGCCUCUCUGGGCAACAUGUGCCAGUGACUCAUCACCCUUAAUGUAAAAAGCUAUUUCCUUAUAUCCCAUCUAAAUCACCCAUUUUAUUUUGAAACCAUUUCCCCUUUUCCUAUCACAACAGACCCUGCUAAAGAGUCUGCCGCAUGAACCUGGAAAUAUUUUGGCUUUGCAUUGGUUUUGCUGGCUCUGGCCAUGAAAGUAGUGCCUGAGAUGGCCAGUGAGAAACAUGAAGAGCCUUAGAAUCUGUCCAAAGGAGCUCCUCACCACAGAAGGUAAAUCACAUCAGUCUGCUGCUUCUUCACGGGUCACUCGAGGCUUCAGAAAGACAGCAACUGUAAAUAUGCCAUCUGACCAUUUGGAAUUGAUUUACUGUGACACGAGCUCUUAUUCCAUUUCCGAGAAAAAAGGUCCCCAAAAAAUGAGAGCUACAGUUUCAGAGCCUGCUGUUUUUUGCACUGUCACUGCAUUUGCAAGGGACACUCAUGAGCAGCGGUCAUUGCCUGAACAGAGCAAAGGUUUCUAUGCUGGGAUUAAGUUUUUACCAGAAUCAUUACAAAUUACAGAAGAUGGCAAGGAGCACAUUUUGACCAUUCUGAGCACUGUGCCCAUUACCUGUUCUGGCCACAACGAUUCGUGUAAAAUCACAUUACAGCUCAGUACUGAGGAUUUGGAUAGCCAAUUACUGGGGCCCCCAAACAUCGUCCUCUCAGCGUGCCAGGUGGAUCUGGUGCCGGCGCCCUGCUCAGAAGGCAGCUGUGCAGCAGCUGUUCUAACAGUGACAGCCAUCACCGACUUCGCUCAGGAUGGGAACCGCGUCAGCCGCAUCAGAGCCGAGCCGGUCGGACACAGAGAUGUGCUUUGGAGGGCUCACGCCUCAAAGGAUGUAAAGGUCACAGUUCGAGACCUCCCAACAGGGAACUGCUACUCUUUCACUGAUCCACACAUUAUCACAUUUGAUGGAUGGCGUUACGAUAACUAUAAAAUUGGCACGUUCCUUUUGUGCCAGAGCACGUCGCGGGCAUUCGAAGUGCACGUCCGCCAGUGGGACUGCGGGGGCCAGCGCUCCGCCACCACCUGCAACUGUGGGGUAGCUGCACGGGAGGGGAGCGACGUCGUCCGGCUGGACACCUGCAACGGGCACUUUCGGGACAGCAGGCCGCAGCUCAGCAUCCAAAGUACUGAGGCAUCGCCACAGGUCAAAAUCCUGACGUCCUAUGGAGGGAGAAAGAUUACAAUCCUAUUCCCUUCAGGAGCAUUCGUUCGAGCCGAUGUGAGCGAGUGGGGAAUGGGCUUGACAGUGAGGACACCAAGCAGUGACUUCAACAGCACCAGAGGUUUGUGUGGCCUCUUUGAUGGGAUCGGUCACAACGACUUGAACAAUGUACCCGAGGAAGACUUCAUAGAGGAGUGGAGAAUUCCUCCAGGGAAGAGUUUAUUUGACAAAAGUCCAGCACCUUCAGUGGCGAAGCAAAGGAAAAAUUACUGCAGAUGUCAGAAGGAGAGCACAAAGUCCAUGCCCUUGGUAAAGAUGCUGAACGCCUUUCAGACACAAUCUCCUGGUUGUCAUUAUGAUAAUGUGGAUUACACUUUUGCAAUCCCAUAUCUGGAUGUUACAUCAGAGUUCGUCACUCACUCAGGCAAAGAGUUUGCUUCAAGAGAUGAUGGGAAACUGUCGCUCAAGUCUUUAGAUCAAAGAUAUUUGCCUAAAUCAGUCAAAAAGCGAGGUAGCCCCGAGGAGCGAUUAAAACCCUUUGCACAUAAUGCUUCCAUGAAAAACAACAGUUCCCUUAACAUUUCCAAGCCAGCAGAAGAACUACAGAGACCAAAAAGACAAGAAGACUACUUUGAAUACUCAGCCCUUCACCCAUUGCAUAGCCCGAGCCAGACAGACAUAGAGAGCUUUGCCUAUUUUUUCCCAGAGGAUUAUUUUGAAGGGAUUCGGAUAAAACUCCCACUGGGAUGGCCCACUCCCAACGGCCUAACCUCUGCCAAAGCUCAGGAGAUUUGCCACCAAAUUCUUGCAAAUUCCACCAUUGGCUUAGUGUGUAAGGCUCUCCUGGGAAAACUGAUAGAUGAGGCCAUCAAUAUAUGCAUGUUAGAUCUGCAGCUCAAGGAUGACAUGGCCUGGGUGAGGGCAUUGAUAGCACUUUUGGAAAAUGAAUGCGAAAGACGAGUGCUAGGAAACAGAGGUAAAGUGUUUCGUGUUGGAAGCCAGCCAUCUGCUACCCAGGAGGAAAUCCUUACUGUUCUCCGCUGUCCUGCUUUCUGUAACGGCAAUGGACAAUGUACAGACCUGGGCUGCCAAUGCUUUGAAGACCACAGCUCCUAUGAUUGUAGCACUGCCAAAAAGCAAGCUCUGGAAAUCACAAGCUUGGAGAACAGGGGUCUAUGUGACAUCCGCACCUCAGACUGCAGUCGUGUCCGGGUGUUCGGUGUUGGCUUCAAGGAUUCUCCCCACCUGCACUGUGAGGUCACCAGAUUAAUUCAUCUCAACGGCGAAUGGAUAUCAAGAGAGCAAGAAACCACGCGAGCAGACUUUCUCAGCUCUAAGGCUGUUGACUGCCAGAUUCCUCUCCUGAACAUUACAGAGACGGAGGCUGUGCACUUUGUAGCUGGCGAUGAGCCGUUCGCAAGAUGGCAAGUGAAAAUCACUGAUGAUGGCUUCCAGUACAGUAAUUCCAGAGUGCUGACCCUGUACGACGCAGUCUGCCAGGCCUGCGAAUCCCAUCCAACCGGACUUUGUAAAUUAAAGGACAAUACUUGUAAUAUAGAUGGACUUUGCUAUGGUGAAGGAGAGUCAAGCCCUACCAGUCCUUGUCUCCUCUGUGAACCUGACAUUUCUAAGUUCACCUGGUCUGUUAAUGAAAACAACCUGCCUCCUGUGUUCCAGGCCCCCUCCAGCCAGCUGCUGACAUUUAUUGGUGAGAAUUUUGUUUACCAGUUAACAGCGGUGGAUCCGGAAGGGUCAGCUGUGCUAUUCAUCUUAGAGGCUGGACCUCAGGAUGCCAGGCUCUCUCCCGCUGGCCUUCUUAUCUGGAAAGUUGAUUCAGAAGAAAUGCAGACCUUUGAAUUCACUGUGUCGGAUGAAUGCAAUGCGCAGAGCAGAUACGCUGUUGAGGUUCGAGUGAAGCCCUGCGGCUGUCUCCAUGGUGGAACAUGUGUCACCAAUAUUAAAUUCCCUCCAGGCCUUGGUGAAUAUCUCUGUUUAUGUCCAAAUGGAUUUGAGGGAGAGUUUUGCCAGGAAGAUAUUAAUGAGUGCAAAUCAAACCCAUGCAAAAGCGGAACGUGUGUGGAUGGUGUGGACAGCUAUACUUGUCAAUGUCCCCCUGGUUUAGGAGGGCUUACUUGUCAGGAAGACAAGAAUGAAUGUGAAGAGAGUCCAUGUUUUCCUGGAGCAUCCUGCAUGAAUACCUUUGGAUCAUACUUAUGUGGAAUUUGUCCGAGUGGGAUGGAGGGAAAUGGUAAAACUUGCAAAUCUGUUCUUGCUGCUGACAUUACAAAAGCUUUAAUCAUUGACAACAGCAGUGGCAAAGGUGACUUGAACAAAACUGAGGAUGAUCAGCCACUGCAACCCUUAGAGGCAAAGAAUUCUCCUGUAAUUAAGAAUUUUAACAUAAGUGACAAUCGUGGCCAUGCAGCACAUCAGACCCACGUUACCACCUGUGCCAAUAGGCCGUGCUUUCCUGGAGUGCUGUGUUUUGAUAGGAAACCCCCUUACGUUGGCUAUGUCUGUGGCCGAUGUCCAACAGGGUUUUUUGGAAAUGGCCGAAUCUGUAGCAAAGCCCCCAGACCAGUUUCUAGAUCUUCCCAAAGCCAUACGGAUGUUGCUGAAAGAAAUAGUGAAGAUGCCAAAGGCUCUCAUCAGGAAGGCAAGACAUCAAGAAACAUUUAUUCCCUUCUUUCCCAAAGCCAAAUUCCGAGGCAAGAAACUACAUACUUUGUGGAAAGAAACCACACAGUCAUUAAUACAGCAUCCUUUACAAUGAAAAGGAAGAUUUCCCAGGCUCAGAUACUGUCAGCAAAAAUACCUGAUAUGGAGUCCACUAUAUCUGAGAAACAGGCUUUCAUUGAAAAAAGAAGUGAUACACACGCUUUCCUUCUGCAUGAGGAGCCAGAUCCCAAAACAGCAUCUGCCAAUGUGACAACCCCUACCCCUGUGCAUUUUAAACAAUACAAACCAGGAACAAGAUGGACCAUUCCUUCUCAUCUCAACACAAAUGCAAGCUCAUUCUUUGCACGACUACAUGCUGUUCAGCAAGCUCGUUCCAGAUACAGCUUGUCUCCCAGGAAAUGGCCCAGUCAAGUUACAGACUCAAAGACGGAAUUCUCCCAAAAUCCCCCAACAGAGCAGCAGAGAGCUUCAUUGGAAACACCCCUCACAUCCUCUUUGCAUGAAAUAGGUUUUUCCUUUGACACAGCUCCACAGAGUGCCAGCCUCCUGCCUGGACCUGCUCCCCCAGCAAGGCUUCCAGCACAGACCACAGCCCUCAGAAAGGUGUCCAGUGUAGUGAUGGACCACGUGGAACUGCCAAAACCCAUUAGUAGGUCCCAUCAGAAAGUCGUCUGUGGUUCAACUCCAUGCUUUAGUGGUGUGCAGUGUGAGCUAGCCAAAGACGGAGGAUUUAAAUGUGGGCCUUGUCCCAGUGGAUACACCGGGAAUGGAAUUACAUGUGAAGUGCAGUGUGACCCACCGUGUGAGCACGGAGGAACUUGUGUAGCUCAGAAUACUUGUUCCUGUGCCUAUGGAUUUGUUGGUCCUCGAUGUGAAACAAUGGUGUGUAACAGGCACUGCCAUAACGGUGGGGUGUGCGUGUCGCCGGACGAGUGCAAAUGCAGAAGCGGAUGGAGCAGCCCUUCCUGUGAAAUAGCUGUGUGCAAUCCCGUGUGCUUAAACGGAGGAAUCUGCGUACGACCAAAUACUUGCACGUGUCCUUACGGUUUCUAUGGGCCCCAGUGCCAGAGAGCUGUCUGCAUUCCUCCUUGUAAGAAUGGUGGCCACUGUGUUCGAACCAACGUGUGCUCCUGUACUGAGGGCUACAUUGGAAGAAGAUGUCAGAAAAGUGUCUGCGAUCCCAUGUGCAUGAAUGGAGGGAAAUGUGUAAGCCCAAAUGUCUGUGACUGUCCAUCUGGUUGGAGAGGAAAGCACUGUAAUAAACCUGUUUGCCUGCAGAAAUGCCUGAAUGGUGGAGAAUGUAUAGGUCCAAACAUCUGCGAGUGCCCUGAAGGAUGGGUGGGAAUGCUGUGCCAGACCCCAAUUUGUGAGCAAAAAUGUCUGUUUGGAAGCAGAUGCAUAAAACCAAAUGUCUGCGCUUGCAGAAGUGGCUAUAGUGGGUCAGCAUGUGGAAAGACGCUACCAAGAGGAUGAAGAUAGCAUAACAGCAGGACAGUGAAGACAAUCAUUUGGGUAUUGAUAAUCCAGAACUGAGUGCAUUUUUCAUUUGGGAAGACACAGUGUGAAGACAUCGCUGCUUUUCUCCCUUCUACUCUCCUAUAAUCACAAAGAAAAAUUAAAACACCUAGGCAUACAUCAAUAAACAGGCCUCCACUUUCAAAACUGCCUGUGGCUAGGCUCACAUUCCUGAUCUGCAGCUGUUAUGUCACCAUCACAAUGACUACCCCUGCCCACAAAUAAAACAAAGACUUUUAGUGUCCUGUUACUCUGCUUCCACUAAAACCUGAAGGCACAUAUAAAUGACUCCAUUUCUGCCAGCCUUUUUUUAAACAUGUUUGUUUCUCCAGAGAAAAUAACUACAUAAGAUCCCACUUCAACUGACAAAUUUCAGAGACUACCAAGGGAAGGACCAAAACAAUAUUUAUUGAUAGUAGCUCCAGCCUGUAGUGUCAUUCCACUGAGCAACUGCUAGAGCCAAAUGCUUUCGUUUGCUAGGUUGCUAAUGUGCCAGCAUUUACUUAAGGAGGCAUCAACACAGUGCAUGUUGAAAUGCUGGCAUUUGGUUGCAUCUAUGCACAGGUUCUCCUUUGCCCUCAGUCAUAGCUAUACGUUGCUCCUGUGCAAGUCAAUGUUUGACAUGCUAAGGAUACGUGAAGUCCCAUGUAGCCAUCUCACCUUAAUCUCUGGAAACAGUUUAGAAAACCAGCUUUUUAACGAUACAAAGAUGCUUACUGAAAUGCUCUCAGAACUCCUAAAUCAGAAAAUUCAGAUCUACAGAAAGCUACCUCUGAGUGCUCCCCCACACAGCAUGGUACUGACAUGGGAUGGGAUGGAGCAGUAACAGAAAACCCAGACAAGAGAUGGAAGGUGUGAAACAAGGGAAUAAAGGCAUUAAUUACAAAUUUACUUGAAAAGUGUUUUAAACUGCCAGGUUCAGUAAGGUAAAUCCCGAACCAUCUUCUGGGCAUUCAUGCUCUCUUUUUAUUUGUCUGACUGGGCGAUUCAGAGCAACUGUAGAUCCAAACAUCUUGAUGCAGGAAUACAGAAGUUUUGACAUUCCCACACUCUUCCAAAAGAAAUUGGAAGGGAACUAUCAUACAAUAAGGAUCUUUUGACUGAACCUGCAGGGCUGCAACAGUAACUAGAUGUAAGGUUUGAUCUGACCCUUGCUGUCAAUUUUUAAGAAUAAAAAUACUGACUGAAAGACCUUAGAAUACUGCAAAUUAAGUGAUGAAAAAGCUAGGAAAAACUGCCAGUACUGUAAUUGACAGAAUCAUUCCUCCUCCCUUUUGCCCAGUUCAUAAUAGUAGCUUUUUUUUUUAUCCAUGGCUAACUUUGUAUAUAGAAA
Numida meleagris (helmeted guineafowl) is the source of this 11647-nucleotide messenger RNA. Its product is annotated as von Willebrand factor D and EGF domain-containing protein-like. Bases 5134 to 10272 code for a protein of 1712 amino acids. Gene Ontology annotation, cellular component: extracellular region; cell surface. Gene Ontology annotation, biological process: anatomical structure development. The transcript is spliced from 26 exons. NCBI's taxonomy places the organism in Eukaryota, Metazoa, Chordata, Aves, Galliformes, Numididae. The record is from RefSeq and is a predicted model, not a curated record. Gene Ontology annotation, molecular function: signaling receptor binding; calcium ion binding.